CUUUGUCCUUAAUUAUUUCCCCCCUGUUUUUUCUUCUUUUCUUUAGGUGUCUGGUAUUGAUCUUCUUUCAGGAGGUAUAAUUAAGUUACAAGUUUCAGAAGCUGAGAUCAAUAACACAAGCAUACGUUUCCUUGAUAGGACGGGCGAGCCAGCAGUUGGAAAAACAAAACCUGAAACUAUACUUCGGCAACUUACAACCAAGAAAGGGCAGGUGUAUAGUGCGCUUCAGGGGAAAAGAGAUGUAGAGACUGUGCUUGCAAUGGGAACUAUGGAAGAUGUUAGCAUCAUUCCCCAACCUGUUGGAGAUACUAAAAAGGUUGAUUUGACUAUGAAUCUUGUUGAGCGUAAAAGUGCUAAAGGCAUAACUGCUGGUGGCGGAAUUUCAAGUGGGAUAACGAAUGGGCCUCUUGCUGGAUUAAUUGGAAGUCUUGCCAUUUACCAUAAAAAUCUCUUUGGGAGAAACCAAAAGCUUAAUUUAUCACUAGAAAGGGGGCAGAUUGAUUCGAUAUAUAGGAUAAAUUACACAGACCCAUGGAUUGAAGGGGAUGAUAAAAGAACAUCAAGAUCAAUUAUGGUUCAGAACUCAAGAGCACCUGGCACACUUGUUCACGGGAACCAACCAGAUCAUAGUAGUCUUACAAUAGGCCGUGUAACAGCUGGGAUAGAAUACAGCCGUCCAUUCCGGCCAAAGUGGAAUGGAACUUGUGGCCUUUUUUUCCAGCGUGUUGGUGCUCGUGAUGAUAAGGGGAAACCUAUUACACGGGACUUCUAUAGCAGCCCCCUUACUGCAAGUGGCAACACACAUGACGAUAUGUUACUUGCUAAACUGGAGACCGUGUAUACUGGUUCUGGAGACCCUGGUUCUUCAAUGCUGGCUUUCAACAUUGACCAAGGGCUUCCCGUUUCCCCAGAGUGGCUAGUUUUUAAUAGAGUUAAUGCUCGUGCUUUGAAGGGCUUAGCUGUUGGUCCGUUUCGUCUCCUUUUAAGUUUGUCUGGUGGUCAUGUUGUGGGUAAGUUUCCUCCCCAUGAAGCGUUUGCUAUUGGUGGAUCCAAUAGUGUUAGAGGGUAUGAAGAUGGUGCAGUCGGCUCAGGUCGGUCAUAUGCGGUUGGCUGUGGAGAAAUUUCAUUUCCCCUGAAGGGGCCAGUAGAGGGUGUGGUAUUUGCGGAUUACGGGACAGAUCUUGGUUCUGGCUCAAGUGUUCCCGGCGAUCCUGCUGGGGCGAGGCUAAAACCUGGGAGUGGGUAUGGUGCUGGGGUCGGGAUUCGUGUGGCCUCUCCUUUGGGGCCGUUAAGACUUGAAUAUGCCUUUAAUGACAAGGGUGUUGGGAGAUUUCACUUCGCACUUGGUCUUCGCAACUGAGAAUGAACUCCCAUUUCAGACUUUAGGCUACGCUCGUGCCUUGUUAAUAAUUUCUUCAUUUGUCCUUACACUCCUUAGCAUU
Molecule: messenger RNA, 1442 nt
Organism: Cuscuta campestris
Lineage: Eukaryota; Viridiplantae; Streptophyta; Magnoliopsida; Solanales; Convolvulaceae
Source: the annotation of a GenBank genome assembly